AUGACCCAACUGCCUUUCCUCCCGCCAACCGCGCCCGCACCAGCAGCCCACGGCCCGCCUCACCUCGAGCAGCACCAGCAGUCGUACUACCAGGUCGCGCAAGGCGCGCGGCAGGGCGGCGAGGUCGCGGUGCCGGCGGGCUCGGCGCUCCUCGGAGGCGGUGCAGCUCUCGGCGGCGUCGGCUACGCGGCGCAGCAGGCGCCCGCACACGGGCCGCCGCAUCCAGGCGUCGCUGGCAGCCUGUACACGUCGGCUGCACCGGUCCCGCUCGUUCCGUCCUCCUCGGCGCAUCCUCCAGCCUCGACCGCCGCCGCACCGCUGCCCGCGCACGACGCCCUCGCCGCGCACCACCGCUCCCUCGUCGCGUACUACUGGCUCUACGCCCAGCAAGGUUACGCCGCGCCGCUCACGGCGCUCGAGGGCACGGUCGAGCGCGUGCAGCAGGAGCGCGCACGCACCGAGGCCGUCGACUGGGCGAGGUCGUGCGGCAUCGUCGUCGUCGACCCGGCGGCACCUGUGCCUGCGGUUGCGCAGCAGCAGUACGCGCAGUCGACGGCGUCGGACGCGGCGCGGGCGAGGACGGUCUCGAGGCCGCUGCCGGUGGCGCCAGCUGGCGCGCCCGCAGGUCCGGCGCCAAGCGGGUCGGGCCGCCCUCUUCCUGCGCCCGCCGCACCCGCCGCAUCCUCAUCAGCACCACCUGUCGUCAUCGGGACCGCACCGUCAGCCGCGAGAGCACCCCUUCCAGCGGCGCCCGCUCCUCCAGCCCGGCGCUCGACCCUCCCGGAGCCGCCAUCACCCUUCCCUCCUCCCACGUCGUCCUCGCCGGCUGCCGACUCGCCCUCGCCAGCCGUCGCCCCCUCGCACAAGCGGCCGUUGCCCCUCCCGCCGCUCGGGCAGCUCGCCGCCGAGCUCGACUCGAUGAGCAUCUCGGGCUCGGCGCCGCACGACGAGGCGGCGCGGGCGACGUCGUCGGUCCCGAGCAUCGCGCUCCCGGGCGAGGCGGCGCAGCCGUCGAUCCCGACGUUCUCGUUCGACGGCGGCGACGCGGACGAGGACGAGCCGCCCGCGACUGCGCCGGCUGUCCCGUCGUUCUCGUUCGGCGGGCCCGACGACGACGAGUCGCCUCCGACGGCGCCUGUACCGCCACCUCGGCGGCGUGCGGCAUCGCUCCAUCCUCGACACGACCCGUCGCACCCGUCGCACAAGCUGUACCACCCGACCUCGGUCCUCCCCUCCUCGUCCUCCUCCAGCGCAUCCAGCGCGUUCCCCUCGUCCUCCGCAUCCGCCACCAUCGCCUCCCUCCCCGAGGCCGGCACCCUGACCUGCACCGCCUGCGCGUCGCUCAUCUUUGGUCGCGUCCUCGUCGCGCUCGGGCGCGAGUGGCACCCGGACUGCUUUCGGUGCGCCGAGGACGGGUGCGGCGCGAGGCUCGAGGUCAUGGAGUUUGAGGGGACGCCGGAUGACUGGGAGGGAGGCGAGGGGGCGGAGGAGCAGGAUGAGGAAGGAGGAGAGGGCAAGUCGGCGGGCGAGGACCUGAGGGGCAAGGCGUGGUGCAUGGUCCACUUCGAGGAGCGCUUCGCCCUCGAGUGUUACCAGUGCCGCACCCCGAUCGCGUCAGCCGACUACCUCCCGCUCUCGGACCCUCUCCUGCCCCCUCGCGCGUCGUACCGCCACCCCUCGACGCGCUUCUACCACCCGCUGCACUUUUUCUGCGCAGGGUGCGGCGACCCGUUCGUCGACCCGGUGUCGUACGAGCUGCAGCGGGCUCCGUCGAGCGCGGCGGCGGCAGGAGGAGGAGCAGGAGGAGCGGGAGGGGCAGGGGGAGCAGGCGCGGGCGAGCUCAAGGCGUGCCCGUACGUCGCGAGGGACGGGCACCCGUACUGCGACCGGUGCGACCUGCGCAUGUGGCGCCCCAAGUGCGCCGGGUGCCGCAAGGGCCUGCGCGAGGAGGACGGGUUCCUCGAGGUCGAGGGCGACAAGUGGCACGAGGGGUGCUUCCAGUGCUCGAUGUGCGCCAAGCCGCUCAACGGCAUCUACCUCCUCCGCCGCGAGCCUCCUCCACCUUCCGCCUCUCCCGCCGCCGCCGCUGCCGACACCGACGACGACGACAUCGACGAGCUGCCGUUCUGCGCCGAGUGCUACGACAUCAAGGCCAAGGAGGAGGCCGAGGCGGCGCUCGCGGCGGCGAGGUGAGGAGGGUCGGUCGCAGAGGGGCCAGGCGAGUCGAGAAUGGACACUGCGGG
Molecule: messenger RNA, 2243 nt
Organism: Rhodotorula graminis WP1
Lineage: Eukaryota; Fungi; Basidiomycota; Microbotryomycetes; Sporidiobolales; Sporidiobolaceae
Exons: 3
Coding region: 1-2193 (730 amino acids)
Cellular component (GO): Z disc; nucleus
Molecular function (GO): transcription coregulator activity
Source: RefSeq, a predicted model, not a curated record